Ostrinia furnacalis (Asian corn borer) is the source of this 4335-nucleotide messenger RNA. It is a transcript of the gene Sox102F, whose product is annotated as transcription factor Sox102F. The transcript is spliced from 7 exons. Bases 310 to 1902 code for a protein of 530 amino acids. Lineage: Eukaryota; Metazoa; Arthropoda; Insecta; Lepidoptera; Crambidae. Gene Ontology annotation, cellular component: nucleus. Gene Ontology annotation, molecular function: RNA polymerase II cis-regulatory region sequence-specific DNA binding; DNA-binding transcription factor activity, RNA polymerase II-specific. The record is from RefSeq and is a predicted model, not a curated record. Gene Ontology annotation, biological process: regulation of transcription by RNA polymerase II; cell fate commitment.
GGCCCGCGAACGGCGGACGUACGCGCGUUCCGAUUCCGACUGCGAACGCUCGAGAUCGCGCGCCCGAACUGUUACCGCGGACUCAGUGAUAGAACUAUUGUUUUUUAUUUGUGUUUUGUUUGUGUGUGUGGUUUUUUUUUACGGACGGAGACCAUGAGGAAAUAAUGCCAAAGAGCCUAUGUGAUUGGACAGACUGUGUUUAUUUCUAGUUCAGUUUAUUUUAUUUGCGUUUCACCGUUCGGUUUCGUAGCUGAUUUUUUCUCAUGUCAGUCACAGCGAAAGGAACAAUGAUAACGCACCUGAAGAAACAUGUCAUCUAAACGCAAAUCGCCGCCUUCUAAAUUGCAAGACGGAGCUGCCGACGAAAAACCAGAGGCUGGCCCAGCCGACUUCGACCACGAGUCCGACGACCCGGAGCAGCACUUCAAGCUGUCCCCCUGCUCCUCCACCAGGACCUCCAUCAGCGAAGAAGACCAGUUCGACGAGGAGCGACCGACGAAGAAGCAGCGGUUCGAAAAUCUAGACAUGACAAACAACCUUCUAGUCCCAUCGUCGUUCUUAGGGCUCCACCAAGUCAGCGAUCUGAACAGACGGCGGGGCUCCUCAGAAUGCAGCAGCCCAGGUGCUGAGGCCAAGGUGUUGGGACUCUGUAACAAUAAUAACUCGUUGUUGAACCACAACAGCGCUUUGUCGCUUGCGGCGCCGCACAAGCGGUCGAUGGAUGACGUGCUGAAGCGGCUGACUUCCAAAAUGAAUAACAGCACGAUCAAAGAAGAGAAGAGGCCUACGCCGUCGACGACGCCGGUUAAACAGAACAACGACCGGAGGGGCGUGCUCGACGCGGCGGCUCUGCAAGCGCUGGCUGGCGAGAGCGUGCUGGAGAAAGAGAGGCAGCUGUCCGAGAUGAUUCUUCAGCUUCAGAUGGUGAGAGAGCAGCUGUUGGCGCAGCAGGAGCAUGCUAAGAACAUCGGCAAUGUGACGGCCGAGCUGGAGAUACAGAGACUGCAGCAGGAGCAGCUUCGGAGGCAGGAGAUGGUUCGGCGCGGGCAGCAUGGAAUGUACCCGGGGCCGCCGCUCGCGCUGCUGCCUCUACUGGAGCAGAUGAGACCGCAGCCGCCGCCGGCGCCUCCAAACGUGGUGUCAUCUUCGCCCUGGCCAGCGACCGCCCAGCUGGCUCAGCUCACCGCCAACGCCCGCUCCCCGCCCCCCGACCCCGAUGCGCCGCUCAACCUCAGCAAGCAGCGCUCGCCGUCGCCCGCGCAUUCGUCCAUCAUGCUGCCGAGAUUCGUGCCCUACCCUCCCAUGGAGGAGAGCCCGCAGUAUAUGUCCAAAGAGGAGGAGUACAACCCUGGAGUUAAUGCAUCAUGGAACCAGUCUCCCCAAGAGGAAGUGGACAAGGCGAAGCUAGUCCGCCAGCCGCGUCGUGACGAGGCCGGCAAACCUCACAUCAAGCGGCCCAUGAACGCCUUCAUGGUCUGGGCCAAGGACGAACGCAGGAAAAUCCUGAAGGCCUGUCCUGAUAUGCACAACUCUAACAUCUCCAAGAUAUUGGGGGCCAGGUGGAAGGCCAUGUCGAAUGCGGAGAAGCAGCCGUAUUACGAGGAACAGUCGCGGCUGUCCAAACUUCACAUGGAGAAGCACCCUGACUAUAGGUACCGACCUCGGCCAAAGCGGACAUGCAUAGUAGACGGCAAGAAGAUGCGGAUAUCGGAAUACAAGAACCUAAUGCGCUCGCGGCGACAAGAGAUGCGGCAGCUGUGGUGCCGCGAUGGCGCUGGAGAGCUUGGCUUCCUCCCUUCGCUGUCCUCCCCUGGCCCAUCAAACUCCUCCCCCCCUCCCAACGGGGGGAACUACAUGAACCCCGGUUUCUCCCCCCCGCUAUCCCCUGGCGAGGAGGAUUGAGGGUCGGCGCGCGGCUGGCCCUACCCGCACGCCGCGCCUAUGCCCCUCCCCCCCUCUCACCACCCCUGGUAAGCUGAGACCUACCACGCUGACAGACGAAUCGGUUGUUUUUUUAAUUUUGUGGAGUGUGCCAGUUCGAAUUCCAACAGGUUUGGAUUGGAACAACCCCAAGUCACACUCUUUUGUCUUUUUGAAAACGGCGCCAAAAAUGAGAUGACAAUCUCCUUUUUGACGGUGGGUAGCUUAGAAGUUACACCGAUUUGUCGAGUGUUAUAUUAUGCAAAGACUUUAGCGUAAGUUACGGAUGUGGAAACUUGAAUCUCUAUAUUAUCUCAUUAAAUUCAUGUAAUCUUUUGUGAUUUUAGUAGACGCGAGAACUCGCUUUAGACCUAGCGAGUCAGUUUUAGCCAGUUAGAUUGGAUCUCUCGUUUUUCGUACAAUUGUAUUUUGAGAUUAUUCCAUUAGUGAAUUAAGAAAAUGGGACGUACACCCUGUGUUCAUUUUCUUUUUAAAUUUCGACAAUGAAAUGUUAUAUUUUUAUCACGAUUUUAAACGGGUGUACAUUCUGUAUCUUUGUUGUAAUGGAGCCCUAAAAAUCGGCUAAUAAUAUUAUUGUCAUUAAAUAGGCUUGCGGCACACAAUACCCCAUGAAAGUGCCAAACAUGUAUUAAACCACGUAGAUAAUUAGACAAAUGUAUAUAGUUGACUUUACUUCAUUAAGAACUAGGGCGACAUAUAAAUUGGAUGAUCGGAUUUUGUAAAUAAGUACAAUUCCUCUUGUAGAUAAAUAUUUAACGGUUAUAUCAAUGUUUGGCUAAAAUAAUGAAGUAAGUUAUAGUUGUAGCUUAAGUUAUUAACUAUGAAUCAAUAUUGUGUGGCCAUGUAAAAUAGUAGCUCGAGAUUAUGAACUAAUCGUUGUAAUAUUGUAGAUGCUCUAGAACUAAGCGAUGAAAAUGUAUCAAACCAAAAAUUUGAAGCGGAAGGCUUGAAAAUUUUAAGUGUUUUGAACACAAAACUGUUAAAAUCCAGUGAGAUCUAUUAAAGCAUAAUGAUUGUAAUAAAUAAAUAAAUAAAUACUCAUAGAAUAGAUCUGUUCGAAGUAAGUAGCUAUUACGACCUCGUGGUCGUGUAUCCUAAGAAAUUAAUACAUACCUAUAGUACAUAAUCACUCUCGAUUGUAAUGGACGGUUUUUGUAAAAAUGCUAGUUAUUGAAAAUACAAAAAAAUCACCUAAUGUGUAUGAAUAUGUAACCAGAACCAGAGGGUAGGUGGUCAAUUUAUACUGUGUCAAUUCUUUUCAUUGAUAUUUAGUAAAGACAAUUUUAUUGCUUUGACACAUGAACCCACCGAUUUUGUGGGUUGACCAUAUAGAACGACAAACAGACAGUAAAAUAAAAUAGAUUCUUCAAACAUACUUAGUUAUGCCCGUAUUAUGUAAUCGACACUUAAUUCACGAAUUAAAAGCUCCUAAGUAGGACAUAGGAGUUUUUACCUGGUCAAAUAUUUGAGAUCUGCCUAUUAUGAUCUUGAAUAUAUCUAUAAAUUUAGUUUUGAGUCUAGUUUUAGCGUCGUAUCAUAUAAUACAGGCCAUAAUUAGUUUGAAUCUUUACUUACAAUAAUAAACUGUCAUGUCUGUCGUUCUGUAUAAUAAUUUUAAAUUUAUUCAAGAUAUUCGCUUUAUCAAAUCGUGCAAUUUAUAUAGUAGAUUAUAGAAUUAAGCUGUAGCAUGUACAAGCAUAAUAUCUACUUAAUGAUAAUUGAAUAGCAACUUGUAUAGAUAUUUCUUGUAAAAUCAAAUUAGGUUGUUUCUCGAAGUCGUUGAUUGCCAUUUUUUAAAUUUUGUUAUUUAUUUUUCUAAUUAUAAAACUUGUUUUUUUUUGUUUCUUCUGUAUGUUAAGCUGUAUGCCAGUAAUACUGAAAUGUAGUGUUAAUAUAGUAUGCGUAAUAAUGUGUACGUGAAUAUCGUAAUAGGUAGUGUGUAUUAUUCUUAGUAAAUGUGUAAGUUUAGACAGUGCGGUUAAAUUAUUUAUUUUUAUGUUGAUUCCUGUAAAUAAGCGAUAUUUUGGUGUAAACGUUAGUUGCGGUUAUUUAAAGGUCGACACUUAGUUCUGUGUAGAUCUCGAUGUAACUUUUCCCUGUUUCUAUUUAUUUAAGAUUGAUUUCAAACGAACGACUUGCCAUACAUUGUACAAUGGUCUAAGUGUUACUUAGGCAGUUUUAACUUACGAAAUGUACUUAAACCCGAUGUUGUUAUUUUUUUAGUUUAAAUUCACAAAUCGGUUUGUUAUUUCCAGUACCAGUGUAACUUAGCAUUCGAAAUCUUUCAAAUGUGUAAGUAGGUAGGUUUAGGUUUUAUUACCUAGUGUAAACCAGGUCACAUCAUUUAAAAAUUGUGCCAAAACCCGAAAGUAUAUUAAAAAUACCUUAAAAAUA